This is a messenger RNA of Staurois parvus, 1434 nucleotides long. Lineage: Eukaryota; Metazoa; Chordata; Amphibia; Anura; Ranidae. The record is from the annotation of a GenBank genome assembly.
GAGGGCGGGGUUCUAUGCAAAAUGGCGUCGCUGCUUCAGCUGGAGAGGGUGCUGUAUUUGGUACACGGUGAGAAGGAGAUUCGGGCGCCGCUGUCUCAGCUCUACUUCUGCCGAUACUGCAGUGAGCUGCGUUCCCUGGAAUGUGUCUCUCACGAGGUGGACUCACACUACUGUCCCAGCUGUUUGGAAAAUAUGCCGUCAGCUGAGGCAAAGCUGAAGAAGAACAGGUGUGCCAACUGUUUUGACUGUCCCUGCUGUAUGCACACACUCUCUACCCGGGCCACUAGCAUUCCGGCUCCACUUCCUGAUGACCCGGCCAAAACCACCAUGAAAAAGGCCUAUUAUCUGGCCUGUGGGUUUUGCCGCUGGACCUCCAGAGAUGUUGGUAUGGCGGAUAAAUCUGUGGCUAGCGGCGGGUGGCAAGAACCUGAGACCCCAUACACCCAGAGGAUCAACAAACUUUUGGAGUAUUACCAACAACUGGCACAGAAAGAGAAGAUAGAGCGUGACCGUAAGAAGCUGGUGCGACGUAGAAACUACAUGCCCCUGGCAUUUUCUCAACACACUAUUCAUGUAGCGGACAAGUAUGGCCGUGGUACGAGGCUCCAGCGUCAAAGACCAGGCGUUCCCAUCACACCCCUAUCUGGACUGACUCUGAAAGAAGGGGAAGAUCAAAAGGAGAUAAAAAUUGAGCCAGCACAGGCAGUGGAUGAAGUGGAGCCUCUCCCUGAAGACUAUUACACCAGACCUAUCAAUCUAACUGAAGUUACUACCCUGGACCAGCGCCUGCUACAGCCUGACUUCCAGCCCAUCUGUGCCUCUCAGCUUCACCCUCGCCACAAACAUCUCCUCAUCAAGCGAUCUCUUCGAUGCCGGAAAUGUGAGCAUAAUCUGAGCAAACCAGAAUUUAACCCCACAUCUAUUAAAUUUAAGAUUCAGCUGGUUGCAGUGAGCUAUGUGCCAGAAGUGAGGAUUAUGUCAAUUCCAAACUUGCGCAACAUGAAGGAGAGCCAGGUUCUGCUGACUCUGACUAACCCUGUGGAGAACCUCACUCAUGUGACGCUAAUGCCAUGUGAAGAGGGGGAUCCCUAUGACAUCAACAGUACCGCUAAGGUGGUUGUGCCUACAAAGGAGCUGGUCCUGGCUGGCAAAGAUGCUGCUGCAGAGUAUGAUGAAUUGGCAGAGCCGCAGGAGUUCCAAGAUGACCCAGAUGUUGUCGCCUUCAGGAAAGCCAAUAAAGUGGGGGUGUUUAUAAAGGUUACCCCACUGCAAGAAAAAGGAAAGGUGAUAGUAAGCUUCAAGCUUAAGCAUGACUUCAGAAACCUGGCUGCUCCAAUCCGACCUGUAGAAGACAAUGAGACCGUCUCCGAGGCUGUGUGGCUGACGCACCAUGUAGAGCUUGACUUGGGCCCUGUGGUACAGACGGCCCCCUAG